CGAAGCCAGUGAAUCUGUAGUAGUGCCGCUUUGACGGGACUGGCUACAGCCUACAGCCUUCCUCGACCCCUCGACCACAACACCAUAGGCGCCUUGCAAAUCAUCACAUAAAAGACGCUCAAUGGAAAUGAAAGAGCAUGCACGCGUACAUUGGACGCUGCGGUCUUCUGCUCUCUGAAUUGCCACUCUCGAAUCGAACCUCCUCCAUGCACUACACACUAGACUAGUACACGCGCAUCGUCUCUACCUACCCAGUCACUCGCUAUCGAAACCUCGUACCCUCCCUACCCGCUCCGCUCGUCUCGUCUCCUCCCCUCCUUCCAACCAUGACCUCGAUGGGAGGCAGUCUGCUGCUGGAUGCAGAACCUCUCGUGAGAGCCGUCCAAACCAGUGGCAUGCUCAAUAAGACCCUCAUCCAGAUUUGUGCGAAUGACGGGCUCCCCAAAACAGGCGUGAAGUUGGAGUUACAGCAGCGCAUCAUUGAGCGUAUGUCCUCUCCCCCCCUUCCUUACCUCGUCGUGACCAUCUCAGCCUCGCCUCGCCCUCACCUCUGCACUUGGCCCAUCUCUUCCUAUCUCUCUCCACGACACCUACCUACUUCUCUACCUACCGUAUAACUAACCUGCAAUCUCCAGGCAUUCGUCUUUACGCGCAUACAGGUAACGUCGAGCGGUUCAAUAAAUUGAAAGGCCUGAUCCUCAACCCGCCCACCAGUAGCUCUGGCGCUGGUUCACCUUAUCAUUCUGGAAUGGCCAGCUCCUCGUCGCCCGCACGAACUGGUCCCGCACCUGUACCCUCUCCAUACAUCUCGGGUCUUGGUGCGAAUCGCAACGGAUACAAUAUGGGGGGUGGCGCAAAUGCAUAUCUCGGCUUCGGCCAGCCAAAAGGUGAGUGCGCAAAGGCAAUUGCAGAUAGACGUUCUUGUCGAGAUAGGAUCUGACCCUCGAUAGGAAUCGAAUUCAAGUCUAGUCCAUUUUUCGAUAUGGAACAGCAGCUGGGUGAAACAGUAACAAUGGAUGGUGAGCCUGCCCAUUCUUACUCGAAGGACUCGCAUGACUAACACCAAAAUAAGCUAUGGCUCAUCACCGUAAUAAUGCAAAAAUCGUUCUGAAAGCCCAGGAUUAUCCUAUUUUGGGUCGCAUCAAAAAUGAUCCAUCUUUGAAAGUCAUGAUCUUCUGUGCUGGGGAGAACAAGGGUCCACAAGACGUUGCAUUUCCUCACCAAUCUGAGAUCAAGGUCAAUACAGGUGCUAUUUCGGCAAAUUUACGAGGUCUGAAGAACAAACCAGGCUCAACACGACCAGUCGAUAUCACCAAGGAUCUCAGACUUACACCUCCAACAUACUCUAACACUGUCGAGAUGACUUACGCUCUUACAAACAAGGUAGAUGGCAAUUCCUCGCAGGUUGGCAACCAAUAUCCGCUCCAUGAAUGCCUUUGAUUCUUCACUAUCUUUUUUCCUUUUGCGCCGCAAUUCACUUGAUCUCAUACUGACAUGAAAAUAGAAAUUCUAUCUGGCAAUUCAUGUCGUCAAGACUAAGCCGAUUGACAACCUACUUGCAGAGAUCACUGCGGGCAGACAUAUCACAGAGAAAGCUGUGUUGGAUGAAAGUAAGUUAUCAGCUGUCAGCUUUCUAGUACACAACCUAACGAGGUUACUUACAGUGGUGACCAAAUCUCGAGAUCCGGAUAUCGUGGCAACGGCCUCGGUUCUAUCUCUGAAAUGUCCUUUAUCAACGUUGCGAAUUUCUCUACCAGUCAGAUCACUAGCCUGUCGUCACAACGCAUGCUUUGACGGCGAGUCUUAUCUUCAAUUACAACAGCAAGGUCCUACUUGGCUCUGUCCAAUUUGCAACCAAUCUGCCCCUUUUCGAAAUUUGGUUGUUGACGAGUAAGAACAACAUUAUUUCACACAGCGAAUAGUACUAACCUGUAAUUCAGUUAUGUCCUUAAAAUAUUAAAAAACACUAAACAGUCGACAGAUCAAGUCACUGUUCAACCAGAUGGCAAAUGGGAGGACAAGAAACAGGAGACCAACAAAAAGGAAAAUACUCGAUACAACGGAGUUGCCAGUGAUGAUGAUGAUGACCUAGUUGAAAUUACCAAAAAUGGUGAUAAUGUGUCUAUGGGAGCACCGAACGGUUAUUUGUCACAGCCACAGAGAUCUGUAUCUACUUCAUCAGCGGGUAGAACCCAGGGCAGCACGAGUUCAAAGCGACCGAUCGCCGAUGUCAUCGACCUCACAUCAAGCGGGGAUGAAGAUGAGGGCCCUGCCAGAACUCCCAAGCGGCAACAAACAAACGGUUACAGCACUACAAGCAUACCUGCAUAUCGCCCAGCGCCACCAUCAAACGCAUAUAGGUAGCACAGCCAUCUGAAAGCCUGCCUAUAGGACGGCCUUUGGAGCUCACCUGAACACUAUUACAGAAAAUUACAAAAGAGAACAGUGGAUAUUGGCGACUUCAGUGUGGACGACUUUACCUUAUAUUCUAUCCUGAGAGUACCGACCGCCUUUUUGAUGUACAUACUUUGCCUUUUUUUUGCCUCCCCUUCCUUUCAUCUACAUUAUACAUGUGGAUUUUUCUUCUUACGGGGCGAGGCCUCUGGAAUCGUGUAAAAAUAAUCCUUCUCUUUUUCUUUCCUUCUUCCUUCAUGAUUCCCAAGAGAAAUUUGCUAGGCGUUUGGGAGAAAUUGAGCAAGCAAGCGCCUGAGCUAGGAUGGUCUGGUCUGCUUUGCUUGCUUUGUGUGUCUGGGUUGGAGCAUUUGAGGUGGGCGUCGAUAAGAAGAGGCCUACAAUAGUUAGGUGUAGUCAAUCAAGGAAGAGCAGACAGCGAAUUUGCGGUUCUUUAUUGUAAUUUGCUGGGAGGGGGCCAUAGCAUGCGUGCAUGGGGUUAGAGUCAGGAGAGGAAGGGGAGAUAGAUAAUAGUGAAAUACAAAUGCAAAGGCGGAUGAAUAAUGUAUACGCUCC
Hymenoscyphus albidus is the source of this 2967-nucleotide messenger RNA. NCBI's taxonomy places the organism in Eukaryota, Fungi, Ascomycota, Leotiomycetes, Helotiales, Helotiaceae. The record is from the annotation of a GenBank genome assembly.